CCAGCUCAUUCGAACUAAGGUAGCGGGCAGGAUGUAGCAUCCAAGCAGGAGAACUGCCCUGACUACUGCACUGACUGGCAUCGCCAUGACCGCAGGAUUCCUAGGCUGGUACCCGAUAUUGAGCCUAUUGUUGAUCCAGGCCAGGCUGCGCUGGGCAGGCGAGGUGAGAAACGAACUUGCGAUAAAAUGCCACAGAUCACAAGAUCAUCCCAUCACUUCACUCUGUUGCUUGCUCACGACACGGUCGAGUCAGACGACUACUACUAGGGAGAUCCAUUCAGUUCAGUCGAUGACCAGAGUUCAUACAGCUAACCAUACGUAUUCCUCAUGAAAUACACACUAGCGUCGUGUGUGAGUGUAUGUGCAGUAGUCCAACUGUCUCCCCGUGCCUGAUAGUUUGCCUUGGAGAGCAUCGUCAUUCUGAUCAGCACUAGUCCACAUCAGAGAACUGUCCGUAUCAUCUUCUAUCCGCUUACCACAGGCAGUACAUUGCUCGUGUCCGAGUCAGGAACAUCUUUACCUCGUGGCAACGUCCGCAGCGCUGUUCCUCCUCCGGCCUGUCGUGUCUGGUUCGGACGUGUACUCAGUACUCAGCUCUGAAGCCGAUUGUCUGGUUUCGUGCACGGCUCACACGAGAAACGCCUGCAACCAGUGCAGACGACUAGGCACGGUCAGUGCUUGAAGAGUGAGCAGUCUCAGCUGAAGUGGUUCGCGUCAGCUUGCCAAUCCUCGCCUCUCACGCUUGUGCCAAGAAAACCCCAUCAUCUGGCUCUCUGUGAUAUAGAACAAGCAAUCACGGAUCAUCCCAGUCUGACCAAACACACGUCUAUCCAAAGAACACCCGUUGCAGUUGCCAGAUUUCAGAAUUCGGCAGCCAUGACUUCUAACUGUAUUCCGAUGAUGGUGUGUCAAUCUGCACUGUUACUGUGGAUGGUACAACUUGCUGCGGGGGCAUCGUCCUUCCUCUCCGCUUAUCGUGGUUUCAGCUUGUUUCUGGACGACGCGGAUGUCAGAAAUGCCCUUCAUGGAGGUCAGAUAUCAAACGAGCUGAGCAUUUUCGAGAACGGCUUUGAGAAUCGCUGGCUGACAUCCAUCCUGUCCACUCCGCACGUGAAGCUACCGCCGUCCAAGAGCUCACUGGCAUUUACAUGGGAGAAUAGCGGAAAGUAUUCGUUGCAUUACCAGAUCUCUGCAAGGUAUCGCAAUGCAGUGCAGUCCAGUCUGGAGAAUGCCAGUCCGCAGCGCCACAUCUCUAUACCCUCGUCUGGACUGCUCUUACCGGAGAGCCGUCAAUCGUUUCACGCUGAAUUUGACUGCAUUCCGGAUACUGUUGGGAUUAGCAUACUGGAGGUUCGGUUUGACGUUGGUCAGAUGCUGACCACAUCGCUAUUCUUUCUGCGCAAUUGUACUGAAGAAUACGCCCGCAGACACACGGUGACACCAAACAUCUCCUCCAACAGCUACGACGACAGCUCUCUGGACUCCGUAUCACAGGACACGCCAUCACGCCGUAACAGCUCCGAUCCGGCUUGCCUUCUAGCACGCCGCUACUGUGGCUUCACUGCACCCAGUGACUGCCCUCAGGAAAGGGUCUGCAAGAGGGUGUGUCGCAUGCCCAGGAAGCGCAACGGAGAGCGCCUCGGUCGGAUAUGCAAUUCCUCCGCAGUGGUGACAGCACAGCUGGUGGUGCGGCGCUCACGGCGAGAGGGUCGAUGUGGCACGGUGAUGCACUUUGCCACACGCUACGCACAGAGCUACAGCAAGAGCCGCAACAGCUCAUACAUCGGCUUCUCGUCGUUCUCCGCUGACACGUUCCGCGUGGUCGUGCCGGAGGAGAUCGCUCGCUGCCGCUGCUUCGGCGAGUUGACAGCGGGCACGCAGUACAUCAUCACCGGUCGCUGGAACACGAUGAAGUCGCGGCUGCACCUGGACGCUGACAGCCUGGUCGUGCGGCUGAGACGGAAACUGCGCGCCUACCUCAUACGCACAGAGUGCUGACCAGGUGCGGCAGGCGAAUGAUUUCGAUGAAAUUUUACGGAUGCAACACCGGGGCGUAUCCAUUCAUGGUCAUUAUGUGCAUGCUGAACCUAGGUGGAAAUUGUUAGGGGGUGCACGUGUCCCCCGUGCCCCAUUUGGGUUACGCACCUGCAGCAUACCGCCAGUCCAACACAGCACACCCUCAUUCACGACUUAUCCAGGCUACUUAUCACGUACAUAACACCACCAUGGACACGGAGUACUAACUUAGCAAUCAAGUCGUAACUUUAUGAUUUAAUCCACGCUUUGAGAUUCUACUCUGCGACUAUUCCGAAAUUGUGAUGGCAUCGUCAACCAUGGCUGAUCUUAUAAUAUAUACUUCACACCAACCGUUUGAGCCUUCUUCACACUCACAGACCUCCCGUCGUCUCAUUCGCUACGAGACUUUGAGAUGACGAAAACUUGAUCUACGCAUGAAGCAACGCUCCCAAUGUCAUUCGCCAGCAACCACUUUCCUGCUUCUUUCACAGUGGAAACUGGAAGCCUUGAUAUCUAGCAUUCUUUUUUAACCAUUGUGUGAAUAUUGUAGCGAACUCCAAUGACAGUUUGCCU
Sycon ciliatum is the source of this 2589-nucleotide messenger RNA. RefSeq lists its product as uncharacterized. The coding region runs from base 877 to 1998 and encodes 373 amino acids. Lineage: Eukaryota; Metazoa; Porifera; Calcarea; Leucosolenida; Sycettidae. The transcript is spliced from 7 exons. The record is from RefSeq and is a predicted model, not a curated record. Gene Ontology annotation, molecular function: protein binding.